This is a messenger RNA of Ipomoea triloba (trilobed morning glory), 3823 nucleotides long. Its product is annotated as protein PHOX1-like. The transcript is spliced from 3 exons. Lineage: Eukaryota; Viridiplantae; Streptophyta; Magnoliopsida; Solanales; Convolvulaceae. The record is from RefSeq and is a predicted model, not a curated record. Gene Ontology annotation, molecular function: protein binding. Bases 707 to 3217 code for a protein of 836 amino acids.
UUUGGUGGAGGUUUUUUUCCAACUGUUUUCUUAGCAUUUCUGCAUACACUUCUCUGCAUUUGAAAGGUCAGCACUCAGCAAGAAUAAAGCUGAAAUUUCCAGAUAAGUAUUCUUUUUCCCACAUUAUGUUCUUUAUACUUUGAUUGAGUUUCACUCCAUCAGAACCCAAAAAAAAAAAGAAGCAAAAAUCAGGGUUCAUUAAACGAGUUGUUUGCAGCCGAAUCCUUAAAUACUUCUAGUUGUUCUCUUCAUUUCCUUUGUUACCUCAGUUGGGAUUUGUCUAGGUUGCGUAUAAAUCCUUAUCUGAAAGAAGGGAAGCCCCUAAAAACAACAGAGAAAAAAAAAGAAGAAAGAAAUUAUUGGUUUUCUGUUGUGGGAUUCUUGUUUUCUGCUGUAUAUUCAAGAUUCAAGAAUAGCAUUUUGUGUUUAAGGGUGUUAAAAGAUUCAGUCUUUUAAGUUAAUUCCUUGUGAUUGAAGAAUUACUUUGGUUGUCUGGGAUUUAUCAUCAGUACUGGUUUUUAUUAGUUUGAUGUUUCAGUAGUAAUGAAUUUGGGGUGAUUUUGUGUGUUCUGUGUGUGAAGGAUUGGGAUUUGGUAAAGUUAUCCUCUGUUCAAUUAUUUAGUGGUUUGACAUUGGAUUUAGUUCAAAUCUGUUGUACUUAUUAGGCAAUUGAGCUUCUGAAAGUUGAAUCUUUGGGGGGUUUAAUAUGGGGAAGCAAGGUGAAAAGGUGAAAAAACUAAUAGGAGGUAGAUCUGGUGGUUCUAAUGUGAAGAAAAACAAAGGUAGUGUGAAUAGCACAAGGUUGUAUGAUAACGAUACGGCUGUGUUCAUUUCGAUGUCCCAGGAAUUGAAGUACGAGGGGAAUAGGUUGUUCCAGCAAAGGGAUUACGAGGGGGCGAUGUUCAAGUAUGAGAAAGCCAUCAAAUUGCUCCCAGGAAACCAUAUAGAUGUGUCCCAUCUCAGGAGCAAUAUGGCUGCUUGUUAUAUGCAGAUGGGGUUGAGUGAAUACCCUCGGGCAAUCCACGAGUGUAAUUUGGCUCUUGAGGUUACCCCGAAGUAUAGUAAGGCGCUCUUGAAGAGGGCUAGGUGUUAUGAGGCUUUGAAUAGGCUCGAUUUGGCGAUGAGAGAUGUUAGUAGAGUGUUGCAGAUGGAGCCGAAUAAUCUUAUGGCUACCGAGAUUGCAGACAGGGUGAAGGCUUCGAUUGAGCAGAAAGCCGUCGGGCAAAAUGAUGUUUCCAUUGAUUUGAUCCCGGUACCUGAGUAUGUUGAACCGCCUUUCGUCUCAAGCUCUUCAAAAGCUUCUAAAGAGAAGGCGAGAAAGAUGAAAAACAACAAAAUAGAGGAGAAGAAAGUUGAUAGUGUAGAAGCUGAAGAUAAGAGUGUUGAGAAUGGAUUUGAUGAGACAGAUGCAAAGGGCAAGCGUCACGUGACUGAGAAAAACGAGGAGGAGGCCAAGAACAAGAAAGUUGAAAAUGGAGUUCUUGAGACCAAAACCGGAGACAAAAUUGGGCAAAAGAAGGCUAAGAAUAAAAACGAGGAAAAGAGAGACGAGUAUGGAUUUGAUGAAAUGAAUCCCGAGGGUAAGAAAGAGGAGGAGACGAAGGCUGAAGAGGUGAAAGUAGGUGACGACAAAUUAGAAGAUGGAGUUCAUCUUCAGAAGGCUAAAAACAAAAAUGUAGAGAAGGCCUUCGUGAAUGGAAUUCAUGAACCAAAUGCUAAAGGCAAGAGCGAAGAAAAGAAGUCUGAGGACAAAGACAUGGAGAAGAAAGAUGAGUACAGCGACGAGGAGAGAAAAACUGAAGAUAAGUUGGUGGUGGAAGAGAUGAAAAGUAACAGCUUGGAAGAACAGCCCAGAAGAAUGGUGAAAUUGAUAUUUGGUGAAGACAUAAGAUGGGCCCAAAUUCCUAUUAACUGUGGCAUUUUGGAACUGAGGGAGAUUAUAUGUGAUCGGUUCCCAAGUUCAAAAUCCAUUCUAAUUAAAUAUAGGGACCAAGAAGGCGACUUAGUGACGAUCACAACAAACGAGGAGUUAAGGUGGGCAGAAGCAUCUGUUGAGCACAGCUCUGUCAGGCUAUAUAUUGUUGAUGUUAAUCCAGAUCAAGAUCCUUUCUUUGAGAAAGAUUGGGAAGAAAAGGAACUUCAAAAAAAUCAUGUAAUGGAAAAUGGAGAUCUACGAAGUAAGGCAUUGCAGUAUGGACCACCUUGUAUCGAUGAUUGGAUCGUUCAUUUUGCUCAUCUGUUCAAGAAUUACGUUGGAUUUGAAUGUGAUACUUAUCUGGAUCUGCAUGAAGCUGGAAUGAAGCUCUACUCCGAGGCUAUGGAAGAGACAGUCACGAGUGAAGAAGCUCAAGAUCUUUUCGUUAUAGCUGCAGAGAAGUUCCAGGAGAUGGCUGCUCUGGCUUUGUUCAAUUGGGGCAACGUUCACAUGUCUCGGGCAAGGAAAAGAGUUUACAUAACCGAGGACGAUACAGGAGAAUCUGUUCUCGAACAGGUAAAAUGUGCCUACGUUUGGGCACAAAAGGAGUACUCAUCUGCAGGAAGAAGAUACGAAGAAGCGCUGAAGAUCAAACCGAACUUCUACGAAGGCAUUCUUGCUCUCGGGCUGCAACAGUUCGAACGGGCAAAACUCUCUUGGUAUUACGCAAUUAGCACUAAUGCCGAUAUGGAAUCAUGGCCUUCUACAGAAGUAUUCCAACUUUACAACAACGCCGAGGAAAAUAUGGAAAGAGGUAUGCAGAUGUGGGAGGAAGAGGCGGAGCAACAUCACAACGAACUCUCCAAAUCAAACAAAACACAAACCCUCUUGCAAGAAAUGAAGAUGGAGCAUUUGUUUAAAGAUAUUCCUACAGUUGAAGUUGGAGAACAGGCUGCAAACAUGAGGUCUCAGAUAAAUCUUUUGUGGGGUUCCAUGCUCUACGAAAGAUCCAUAAUGGAGUUCAAACUCGGGUUGCCUGUCUGGCAAGAAUCUUUAGAGGUUGCAGUCGAAAAAUUUGACCUGGCUGGAGCUUCUCCAACCGAUAUUGCUGUUAUGAUAAAGAGUCAUUGUUCCAACACAACUGCUCCAGAAGGCCUAGGGUUCAAUAUUGAUGAGAUAGUACAAGCAUGGAAUGAAAUGUACGAGGCAAGAAGAUGGCAGAGAGGCGUUUCAUCUUUCCGUUUGGAACCAUUGCUUAGACGACGAGUUUCCAAACUCUAUCAUACCCUUGAACUUGCAUGAGCUUGUGUCGUUGAUAAUAAUAUCAAGGUAGGAAGGGAAGAAGCAACCGCUACCACUGCUGCAUCGAACCUGCCCUCCACGUUUCAAUACUAUGUCUUCAAUUUGCAUCCACCCGUUGGCUUACAUCUUUUUCUUCCCGUGGCCCUUUGAAGCUGCACCAGCACAUUGCAUUUGUUAUGGCGAAUAUUUUACAGAUAUUCACAAGAAAUCAUCAUUUUAUUCAUUUCUGGGUGAGAUGAGGGUAGCAGAGAUACUUUUUGUUUGUUUCUGCAUCAUCAUCAUCAUCUUAUUCUACUCAUUGCAUCCAUUUCAGACAUGCAACAGAAGAUUGUUCUUACAUUCUAAUCACAUAUAUGUUUUCAUUUUGCAUUUUUUAUAGGAAAUUUUAGUUGGUUUGUAAUGGUUUGUGUGAUUUAUUUAGCAGAUUAUAGUUUUAUAGGAAGGCAGUCUUAUAUAUACUGCAUUCUUUUGAUGUGCUGUUACAUAAACAUUAUAUGUCUUUCCUCAAGCAGUGUACAAUAUACUUUAUUAUGUUAACCAUUGGUAUUAGACCAUUGGUAAAUCCUUGCUCUUAUUUUAUAUACAUGGGUGAUUUGUUACUUGUCC